AUGCCUGUCGAUCGCAGCAGCCCAACAAAGUCUAGCUCCCCGUCCAAAGCUCGCUCCUCGACUCGUAUCCGCGCCACGCCUACGUCCGCUCCGUCCAACUCUCAAAAAUCCCCAUCCGCAACAGCCAUCGGCGCAGCUGCCACCGACGCUCCCACCAUUGGCAGCGCCAGUGCCUCAUCUGCAGUUGCAUCCUCAACGCUGCGUAGAAGUCAAAGGCUUUCUACUGCUACAACGAACGCUGACGAUCUCUCCGACGCUCGCAGCGAGAGCUCCUUCUCGUUCAACAGCCAGCUCUCAGCUCCCGUAACGCCUGCCACUGCCAUCUCCGCCUUUGCCUCUUACCCUCCCUCCACCAGCCGCAAAUUCAUUGCCUCUUCUCCUGGUCGUUCGCCGACCUCUCCAUCUUCCACCUUGGCGCCUCCUCAUUCCACCCCAUCCAGGGUCGGCGCUGGCGUAUCCGCCUCCACCUCUUCGUCCCUCAACUUUGCCCCCAGACCCAUCCCCGCAAAAAAACGAAACGGAAAAGGAAAAGGAAAAGAAAAAGCCGUCACAGACCCUUCUCCUGCUCCAAUCGCUUUGUCCUCGUCCCCCUCCGUUUCGGCAUCUGCUAAAGGAAAGCGUAAAACUUCUAGCGCCCCACAAUCUGCCACUCUGUCCGCGUUGACCGGCGAAUCGAGCAGCAAGCGUCAGAAGACUAUUCCAAAGCCAACCGGCUCGAGUAACCUUUCUUCGAGUUCCGCCUCCACCUCGCCCUAUUCCCUUCGUUCUCGCCACAAGACCUCCACCACAGACGCUUCAUUGGCUUGCAUUCCCACCAUGACCGGUGCCAACUCGAAUGCUUCUGAUGCUCGCAGCUUGGCUCGAGCCUCAUCUGCCAAGCCCAAGACAUCUGCGCCCAAGUCCAAGCGUGCUUCCGCCAGCAGCUCUACCCGUGCCACCCGUAGCACUCAGCCACUCGAGUGCUCGGACGCCUCUGGCUCGCUUGGUGCAGAUGAGGACGACGACGUGCACAUGUCCGAACUUGGCGGCGUCCAUGGUGCGGACGCUUCCAAGAGCCACACCAACGCACCCACAGGCAUAGUCGAACAAUCAAGCGACGACAACGUGAAAAACAACGCUGCAGACCUGCACAUCGAUGAUGAGCACCUCAACGACCUUGAGCAUGACGAGGAUGAGGACCACGACGAGAAUGAUGAGGAUGACCGCGACGACGAUGAUGAGGAUGAUCACGACGAUCAAGACCAAGACCACGAUGGUCAUCUUCUUCGUUCCUCACGAGCAGCCGCCGUGCUUGGAACGUUUGAUGAUGAAGACGAAGACGAUGACGACGCCGACGCCGACGCCGACGGUGAUGUUGAUGGCGAUCACCCCGACCACGCUGGCGGAGUCUUCGGCCUCAACCUGCGUGCCAUGGCUGGCUACAUGUCGGGCCUCUCCACCAAGUUUCGCAGCCUUCUCUCCUCGUUGCGAAACGACAUGAACGCCACGACUCAGAUGGUUGCCCUCCAGGAGUUGUCCGAGCUGCUCAGCGUCAGCACCGAAGACACUCUCGCCGGCUACUUCCCUACCGACUCUUUUGUCAAAGAGCUCGUCUACAUUCUCGGUGGACCCAAGCCGGAGCGCAACGACGUUGGCGGCAAAUCCGCCAAGAUCCGCAGCGUCGACGACGAUCUUGACGACGAGAUGAAGGCUGUCCUAGCUGCCGCCGCUGCUGCCGCCGAUAUCGAAGACAACGGUGAAAAGAUGCUGCUUGCUUGCCGCUGCCUGGCCAAUCUCAUCGAGGCUAUGCCCUAUGCUGCUCACAGUGUCGUCGCCAGCGGCGCCAUCCCUGUCCUCAACGCCAAGCUCAUGGAGAUCACGUUCAUUGACCUGGCCGAACAGGUUCUACAGACGCUCGAAAAGAUCUCGCAGGACUAUCCCAGCUCCAUUGUUAAGGAAGGCGGCCUAUCUGCGAUUCUCCAGUAUCUCGACUUUUUCAACAUCCACAUCCAACGCACUGCUAUGAACGCAGCUGCCAAUUGCUGCCGCAGACUCACGCCCGAGUCGCUCACCAUGGUUCGCGACGCGAUGCCCAUCGUUCUGAAUGUACUCACCUACAGCGAUCAACGCCUCGUCGAGUCGGCAUGCAAGUGCGUUGUGCGCAUCGUCGAAAGCUACAGAGCACAUCCAGAGCUGCUCGAGCAGCUCUUGACCGGUCAACUGCUAGCCGCUCUCAACAAUCUGCUCCUGCCAGCCUCUUCGUCCACGAGCUCCAAUACCGCGCUCGGCACCAGUGUCUAUACCGAUGUGCUCAAAGCACUCAGCACCGCCUGUCGCAGCAGUCCACGUCUGGCAGUGGUGCUCCUCGAGAACAAUAUUGUCGAAACACUCUACCACCUGCUUACUGGCUCCCCCGCUCCUACUGACUUGGCCAGCGGUCCUUCAACUCACGGCGUCCAGCUCGAGUACGAGCCAGCUUCUGGUCCGGACAGUGCUGCCGAAACAGCUGCCAUUGCUGUUGUGUCAGACGUCGACGCCGACAUUGCCGGCUCUUCUGUCGCCGUGGCUGACAUGGCCGUGUUGCAGAACUUGGCGCAGCGUCCCAAGGAACAGAUUCAGGAGGCUCUGUCGUUGGUCGGCGAGUUGCUCCCUCCGCUUCCGCGUGAUGGCGUCUUUGAUCCUCGUGGCUACACCGAGAAGGCCUACCUCAAGCGCGUUGCCGCCAAAAAGCCAUCUACACGUGAAGGCAACGCCUCUUCGGCUGCGACUCCUUUGCCUCCGUCACAAACUGACAGCGAGCAGGCGCCAUCCGACGUUGCCGCUCCUGCUGCGACCGGCUCCGCUCGUCCAGCAUCUUCGCGCUCCAGCUCCACACGCAGCAAAGCGUCUCGCACCAAGUCCGAGAAGGAGGUGGCGCGUGAGGCUGCUCAAGGCAAACGCGUCGAGAUGCUGCAAUCCCGCACCGACCUUGUCAAGCGUUUUGCCCACCUCGUUCUGCCCACAUUGGUCGAGGUCUACGCUGCCAGCGUUGCGCUCCACGUCCGUCACAAGGCAAUCAACGGCAUUCUCAAAAUCAUCAGCUUCGUCGACCCCGAUUCGCUCGAAGAGGCGCUCGACAAGGUGCCGCUCGCCAGUUUCCUGGCCGCCAUCCUCUCGUCGCGCGACCAUCCGACGUUGGUCAAUGGCGCACUCCAAAUCGUUGAGCUGCUCACCGAAAAACUUCCCUCUGUUUACACACCGCUGCUCCGACGCGAAGGUGUCAUGUGGGAGAUCGACGACAUUGCAUCCCAGAAGCCCUCGGCUCGCCCAGCAAACGUCGAGAAGUCGACAGGCGCUACAGCCGACACUGAGCAAAGCACCACUGCUCAGCCUUACACUCUGUCCCGCUCUGGCGCGGACCCUUCAGUUGUCGAUGCCGCCCUAGACGCUGCCGGUAUGAGCUUGUCUUCGAGCUCUGCCUUGGCUCGUCUCAUCGCGGCCACCCAAGGCUCGAGCCAAACAGUCCUUACGCUCGACUCGCACGGCAACCGCGUUUCGUCGUCUUCUUCAUCGGCUUCUGCUUUCAAUGCGCAAAGCUCGACCGAAGCGACAGACGCCGGCAUCUGGCGAGCUCGUGUCUUGCGCGACAAAUUCUCGGCGGAGGCCAGCUCUUCGGACGGUGCGCAGAGUGCAGCUCAGGCGCUUGAUCACAUCAAGGACCUCGUCAAGCGUCUUUAUGCUGCUGCUGCCGAAGGCAAAGAGACUGACGCUCAAGACGUGCUUCAACAAGUCGCCUCGUUGUUUUCUCGCAGCCAGGAUCCGAUCUCGAGUUUCGAAUUGCUUAGAUCCGGCUUGGUUGAGUCCCUCUAUUCGUUUGCUACCCUCAGCGAAGGAGACAUCCCCUUGCAACGCAGGCGUUCGCUGCUCUUCGCAUCGUUGAUGGACACGGACGCCAAAACAGGCCAAAACGGCGCUUCUGUCCUGAUUAGGAGGCUGCAAGAAGCACUCAGCCGUCUGGAAAAUGUUGAAAUCAUCACCGCGCUCAGCGGUGGCAGUGACGACAUGCGAAGAACUCCAAGUGCUAUGCUUGGCCGUCAGCUGCGACUGCGUUUGCAGGCAGAGGAUUCGACCGAUAUUCCGCGUAGCUGCAACAAUAUCAUUGUCACGAUUCAUGCCGUUGCUACUUUCCAGUCCUUGAGCGACUAUCUGCGACCCAAGAUUGCCGUCUCGCUUGGUGCAUCUGCAUCAGGAUCCGGCUCUGGCUCUGGCCCUGGCCCCGGCGCUGCAGGCUCGUCUGCCUCAUCGCGACUUUCGUCCGUUCUUGCUGCUUUUGCGGCUGCAACUGGGUCGGGUGGCUUUCCCGAGCUUAGCGGCGGCAGCAGCAGCAGCAGCGGUAAGGACGCCCAUGCCUCCAGCUCAACCGACAAGACAGCGGUCGACGAGGCUGAUACAGAAGCAGGCAGCUCGAGCAGGACGGGCGACGCACCUGCCGGUAAGGCCGGCAAGUGCAAGGACAACAGUAGCGGCAAGACAGAGCAGAAGCAGAAUGGAGCUUCCAGCUCUUCCACAGUCGGCAAGGAACAAGAAGCGGAAGCUCGUGAACAAGCUCGCGCCGUCGCUCGACACCUCUUUGGCGAGGGGGCAUUUCCCUCUGCUGCAACUGACGCCGACGGAACGGCCAACAACGAUGGCAAUGCCAACAUAGCGGGCGAUAACCGACGAUCCGAUGAGGAGCUUGCCCGUUCGCUUAUGGAAGGUCUGCUUCAGGGUGCCGAGUUUGACGACGAUGAAGGCUUCACCGACGACGAAGGCUUUGACGAGGAGAUCCUUCAGAGCGAAAUCCCGUCCGACGGUGCCGGCGGUGCAGCUGAUGGCCUAGCAACCGCCAACCAAAUCGACAUUGGAGACAAGACGGUCAAUCUCGACGUUGAAAAGGAAGGCGGAAAGAUUGUGGCCAAGACGCCAGAGGGCACUCGGAUUGCGACGCCCAGCCAUGGUGCCAGCACUCCGAAAGCCGCCGAUGGCGUUGGUACCGGCACUGCUGCAUCGGGCUCGUCGACUGCAAGCCCGACCAAGCCAUCGUCGUACGCGUCGGCGCUGCAGAAGAAGCCUUCAGAUUGGCAUCUCGAGUUUUCAAUCGGCUCGGAAAAGCUCAGCGUUGACACGACCAUCUACGGAGCAGUGCAUCGAUUUGAGAGCGCGCAGGCGCGAAGCCAAAAUCAGAGCUCUUCUGCCAAUGCGGUCUCAUCGCUGUACAGCGGGAGCAGACACAUCUGGAGCAACGUAUACACGGUCCGAUACAAGAAGGUACCAGGUGCCUCCGCCAAGCCCGCUGCGGAACCGACGCCCGAGCCCGCAUCGGCCGAGAACGCCUCGGUGGAGCUGCCUGGCUCGAUCAAGGAAGAUGCGCCGUACGCCAAGCUGCUUCAGCUGCUUGCGGUACUGCACUCGCUCAACAUGGAAUGGCGAGAGGCUUCGCGUGCAGGCGUGAAUGGCACCGGUGCGGGCAUCAAUGACAAGACUAUGCACGCUCUGUCGGCGACGUCUGCGCUAGCCGAGUCGGUUUUCGUCAACAACAAGCUCACCGCCAAGCUCAAUCGCCAGCUCGAGGAGCCUAUGAUUGUCGCGUCCGCUUGCUUGCCAGCUUGGUCGACGGACCUUCCUAAAUUCUUCCCGUUCCUGUUCCCCUUCGAGGCGCGCUUCGCUUUCCUGCAGUCGACGUCGUUCGGCUACGCACGUCUGCUGACUCGAUGGCAGGCGCUGCAUAGUCGCAGCCAGGAGCCGGGCAGCACCAGCUCGUCGCGACUGGACGACUCGUUUGGCUUCCUCGGUCGGUUGCAGCGACAAAAGGUGCGCAUCUCGCGAGGCAACCUGCUCGCCUCGGCGUUCAAGGUGUUUGAGCUGUACGGAUCCAACUCGUCGGUGCUGGAAGUCGAGUACUUUGAAGAGGUUGGGACAGGCCUGGGCCCAACGCUCGAGUUUUACUCGCUCGUGUCCAAAGAAUUUGCCCGUCGCGAUCUCAAGCUGUGGCGUGACAGCCGUGCUGGUGGGUCGGAUGCGGAUGGCAGUGCAUAUGUAUUCAGUCCGCUGGGUCUGUUCCCAGCUCCGUUGCUGGCGGACGACGCGAAGGACGAUGACAGUGACGAUGCAGGAUCGGUGCAGAAGCGUCUGCAGGCGUUCCGCAUCCUGGGCCAGUUUGUCGCCAAGGCUCUGCUCGACUCGCGCAUCAUCGACUGCAAUUUUUCGCCCGUAUUCCUGCGUGCGGUGUUGAACCAGCAUGUGGCGCCUACGCUGGCAACCCUGUCGCGCGUUGACGCUACACUAGCUAGAUCGCUGUCAGCGAUGCGCAAGAUGUCAGCGGGUGAGAUAGAGUCGCUCGGGCUCGAUUUCACCCUGCCCGGCUAUGAGUCGAUCGAGCUGCACGCUUGCGGUCGAGACGAAAACGUCACAAGCGCCAACGUGGAGCGCUACAUCUCCGAGGUGCUCGACAUGACGCUGCACAAGGGCAUCCGUGCCGCUGUACGCGCGUUCCGCCAAGGCUUCAACUUGAUCUUCCCCAUCUCGGCCAUGUCGAGCUUCACAGCGGAUGAGCUUGUGAUGCUGUUUGGCAAUACAGAGGAAGACUGGAGCGAGACGACGCUGGUGGCAAGUGUCAAACCGGACCACGGACUGAACGCCGACUCGCCCACGUUCCGCGACAUUGUGGCCAUCAUGGCGUCAUUCGAUGUGGAUCAGCGACGCGAGUUCCUGCAGUGGCUCACUGGUUCGCCCAAGCUGCCUAUUGGAGGCUUUUCUGGCCUACACCCGCAACUGACGAUUGUCAAGCGUCCGCACGAGGCGCCAUUGACGCCGGAUGACUACCUGCCGAGUGUGAUGACUUGUGUCAACUAUCUCAAGAUGCCCAACUACUCGUCGCGCGACAAAAUGCGCGAACGUCUGCAGACGGCCAUGAAGGAGGGCUCGACCAGCUUUCACCUAUCCUAG
This is a messenger RNA of Mycosarcoma maydis (corn smut), 6942 nucleotides long. RefSeq lists its product as uncharacterized. Gene Ontology annotation, cellular component: nuclear speck. NCBI's taxonomy places the organism in Eukaryota, Fungi, Basidiomycota, Ustilaginomycetes, Ustilaginales. The transcript has 2 exons. Gene Ontology annotation, molecular function: ubiquitin protein ligase activity. Bases 1 to 6942 code for a protein of 2313 amino acids. Gene Ontology annotation, biological process: protein polyubiquitination; proteasome-mediated ubiquitin-dependent protein catabolic process. The record is from RefSeq and is a predicted model, not a curated record.